This is a messenger RNA of Nylanderia fulva, 602 nucleotides long. The record is from RefSeq and is a predicted model, not a curated record. NCBI's taxonomy places the organism in Eukaryota, Metazoa, Arthropoda, Insecta, Hymenoptera, Formicidae.
AUUUUUAAUAUAUAUCAAUUUUCUCUCUUUCAGGAUGACACCCGCAUAAUUAAACUUGGAGAUAAGAAACAUUGGAUACAUGAUCCUAAUAAUGAACUUUGUCGCCCACUCAACUGCAAAAAGAAAGAACUUUGCCUCUUGGAAGAUAUGUUUACUGCUGUCUGCGUUUCAAAAAAGGAGCUUCAUAAAUCAGGGGACAUAGUGAUUCCAAAGUCUCGUGCAAAUCAACAGCGACGCAUGAGAACUGAAAUUUCAGUUGAUUCAGAUGACGAUGAUGCCUUCUUUGAUUCCGAAGACGAUGAUGAUGAUCAGGACGAAUCAAAGUGUCAAGAAUGUCCCGUGGUGAAGCCUACGUUUCUCUGUGGAAGUGACAAUCGAACAUAUAGUUCGCCAUGUCGUCUCGAGUACCAUAACUGCAUUCACCAUACUUCCGUCCACAUUGCCUGCAAAGGUUUUUGUCCAUGCAGAGGUAAAAAAUUUGUCUACAUAAAUUAAGCUGAUAUUGAAGCAUUAAUUUUAUACAAGGAAGGACUUUUUCGAUAAUAAGUUAUAUACAUAUAUAAAAUAUACAUUUGGCCAAGAAAGCGAUAUAGUACAAAAAU